GGCGGCGGCGGAGGAGGCGGUGGCGGCGGAGGGGGAAAGAUGGGGGCGCCCGUCCUUCUGAGAGUGUCGGUGCCGCGGUGGGAGCGGGUGGCCCGGUAUGCAGUGUGCGCCGCCGGGAUCCUACUCUCCAUCUACGCCUACCACGUGGAGCGGGAGAAGGAGCGGGACCCCGAACACCGGGCCCUCUGCGACCUGGGGCCCUGGGUGAAGUGCUCCGCUGCUCUUACCUCCAGAUGGGGUCGAGGAUUUGGUCUUUUGGGUUCCAUUUUUGGAAAGGAUGGUGUAUUAAAUCAGCCAAACAGUGUCUUUGGACUUAUAUUUUAUAUACUACAGUUAUUACUUGGCAUGACAGCAAGUGCAGUUGCAGCUUUAAUCCUCAUGACAUCCUCCAUCGUGUCUGUAGUAGGUUCUUUGUACCUAGCCUACAUUCUGUACUUUGUGCUAAAGGAGUUUUGCAUCAUCUGCGUCUUCACAUACGUGCUGAACUUCAUUCUUCUUAUCAUCAACUACAAACGACUAGUUUACUUGAAUGAGGCCUGGAAACGGCAACUGCAGCCCAAGCAGGACUAACGAACUCUGACAGUCUGAAGAUCCCUUUUCCGUUGUUUAUUUGCAGCAUUUUUUUUAAUUUACAACAGACACUUUCCCUAAGAAUCUUAAACUGAUUUUUUAAAAUCUUGUAAAUUAGAAGGGUAUUUUCUGUGUCAAUCUUCAUUUUAAAUAUGGAUACAAAAACAAACAAAAAACAUAGGCCGAACCAAUCAAAGACAAGCUUUAACUUUACUUUGAAGAUGUUUCUAAAAUAAUUAAAUAUAGCCCUAGCCCCCUUCCUUCAAUUGUAAAGUGAGCAACCAUUGCUAGUAAUUCUCCACUGUGUAUAAAUUCAAUUUCAGGUAUAACAAAUGUGAUCAUGACAUGAAAAUAUUUUAGAAUAGAUACUGUAUUAAAUAUUGCCAUGUUUACAAUAUGUAAUAUGUUUUUAGCUGAUGGAUUUAAACAUGUAGAUUCAACUAGAAUCUGUUUAUGUUAUAUUUGUAAAUAAAGGUAGAGUUAUUGGAUCCAGCCCUGCAGAACUUACUGUACAGUUUAGUUGAAGAGUAGCAAUGAAUUGUCAGCUCAACAUUGACUCAAGAAAUAGUGAAAAUAGUAGGUCCUUACAGAGCAUCUUGUGGGUGGUAAGGACUGACAGCUGUGGGUCCAGCAUUGACAUCAAAAAUAAUGGAGUGUUUCCUUUUCCUCUCCUUCCUCUGAAAGGAAAGAACUAUUUGGACACUCAAGUCAGACAUGUCUAGUCAUAAAACUGGAUCAAUUAUAACCUUACAGAAUGAGUCAUGUUACUAAAUAAAUCAUUAAGUCCAAGGCCUUCAGGACACUAGAGAUGGGGAAAUGGGUAGAUUUCUUUGGAGGAUAGCUGGACAUUUUAAGGUAAAGUCUCUUACAGCAGUUGAAUUUUCAUGCAGAUAUUUUGUCUUAACAGUGGUGCCAGUCAAACAGACAGUAUUAUGACCCUGAAAUAACCAGUAUAAGCCCACUCACUCCAUAGUAGUAUUGCUCUUGGGUAGCCCUGUAGUGUUUUCUGUUUCUUUCUGCACUAAUUGGAUGACUAGGUUAGUUGUUUCAGAGUCAAAUCGUAAACCUGGAUCUGUAAACUUCAGAGCUAACACACUGCUCAGCUUGCUUAAUCAGGAGGAGCACUACAGGUAGAAAUAUUUCAAGGUGAAAUACAGUAAUGUUGUCACUACUCUUUCUUAUAAUUACACAAAUGCAGAAUUUUUAAAAGUGAUUUCAUUAAACCCAAAUGAAAUUGUGACACCGUUUCUAUGGUUAACAUCUGAUAUCAAAAUGUUAAAAGUGCCUUCUGUCUUAAAUCUCAAACCAAAUAUUGUGUGUUGAACUUGGGCAGAAAUGUCCUUUCUUAGCAUGAUGUAGAUGAUUUGCAUUCUGUAGAAAGGUUCUGUAUGAUCAUUCUAUUUCUUAGGUUGAGAAGUGGUAGCAAUGUUUUUGCGUCCGAUUCAAUUAAUCAUCAUGUUAAAAGUAGACCAGUGAUUUGAGUGCUUUAUUUGCCUACUUUUUGAAGGGAGAGGACAGGUUCUACUCUGUAACAUAUGUGUAAAGUCAGCAGCUGUUUCCAACUGUCAUAAUUGAUGCAGUAUAUUCUCCUGGCCCACAGCAGGUAUAAAAUCUGAAUUGUAAUGAACUAUUGAGUUUAAACCAGUUUUAUAACAUCGUUUAAUUCAGAUUUCAUCCAGGCUGAUGUUUUUCCCAUGAAUGUGAAUAUUUCGAUGCCUGUUUUGUUCUUAUUUCUAAAAUUAGUUAAAGAACUGUGAAAACAUUGAUUAGAUGUCUCGUGUUUAUGGAGAAACAAGUCCUAAUGUUGAAGUUGAACUGUGCAAUGAGGUCAUGUUGUAGCAGUGCUUCCAGUUCUACCAACUAUUUACUGGUUCUCAUUUCUAAGCUAUAGUGGAAAUGGCUUGAUGGUUAAGACUUCUGUGGUGUGUAUAGCACUGAUUGUGCUAAAUAGGUUCCUCCCGUCUCAGUUUAAUAUGAUUUUUCAUAUUUUGUAUCAAUCAGCAGAGUGUAGUUAAAGCUUGUCUUGAUGUUGCAUUCUUGCAAAUGUCUUAAACUCGAUGAGAAAAUGUAAAAAUGUUCAGCCAGACCCUUCAAGUUUUCCUUUGCUUUCCUAAGCCUGGGAGAAAACACCACUGUUUAAGUUGUAUAAAAAAAUUUGCCACAUUCCUAUGACCCAGAAUUAAUAUCCUUUUUCUCACUGAGCAGUGAACACGUUCUGCCUGGAACAAUAGCAUUGUAAUGCCAUUAUAUCAGUAAGCAACAGAAAGAACCCUGGUGUGUGUUAUUUGGUAUUUUUACCCUGGGAGAAUUUAGGGACCCCCCUACACCCUCUAUGCCACACCAGAAGAGGUGGGGAAAAUGCUGUGUUAUAAAAUUUGAGGACUGUGAUGACUGUUAGACUGAAUAGUUAAACAUUGCAAAAUUAUUAGUCACCAACAUUGAAGAGCAGAUUAGGGAAAAUAAAUUUCUGUUUGGAGCAGAAAUUCCAUGCUUCUUGGUUUUUGAAAUAAUUUGUAACAAAUGAAGCCUCUUAUUUACUUGAUAGUCACAUCAUUUGAAUAAAUAAGAGAGGUUGUGGUUAAAUGAUCAGUUCUAGGUAAUCUAGGUGGUUUGGAGAAUUUCGUUUGUUUGUUUUUAUUGCAGCUAGUUGCUGUCAGUGAGGGUAAUCUUCUGGAGAAAUAACUCAGGUUUAACUAGCUGUGUGCCGGGAAUUACUUUUACUUGAUGUAUAUAGCCUCUCCUUAAAUCCACUACUUUUAAAGACGGUGAAAGCAUUGACUAUUUUCAUAUGAAGAGACAAAGAUCUGUCGUUUGGUACAAGAGAUCUUUGGAUCUAAUACUAGGUAGGAUACAGGACCAAGGCUACAGUGAAAUUUACACUCUUUGUUGGCUUACUUUGCUUAUAUUUCAUUUAUAUUUAUUUUUAAGACUCUCAGCAAAAGUGCAAAGUUAUCUUCAGCAAUUACUUCAUACCUUAGAUUGGUACCACUGCUUGACACCCAUGAAUGCUGACAGAUCGUGAAAAUCAGUAUUAAACAGAUGCCAACAAGAAACCCACUAUCAUUUUUGGUAACCUAUUUGGGAAGGAGUACCUAAUAUGCAACUUUUGUCCUCAUGUAUUUUCCCCAAACAUGCAAGCACUGGCAAAACAUCUCUAUUCAAACAUGUUAGGCAGCAUGUAUGAUUCCUAAUUUGUGAGAACUACCCUUCAAAACGGAGGGAGGGGUGAGAGUUCAGGCUACUUAGUUAAACAUGUUUUUGACAAAUUGGCUCAGAAAAGGUGUAACGUUUUGUUGUAAAACUGUAUUAAGCAUGGCCUAAGUAUGAGGUAUAUGAUCUGUAUAGUAUGUUCCAUCAAUAUUUAUUACUAGUGCUUUAAACUCCAGAGUAAACAUUCAUUUAAAAUGGAGUUCACUAGGCAGAUUUCCUCUCUAAUACAGAUGGGAAUAUUCUUUAUCAGAGAUUAGGACAGUUUUGCUAACUGGUAAAAACCAAAUGUAAAUAUGUAAGAAUGUUUAUUUGUUGCACAUAACUUUUUUGGUAUAAAAUAAAUGUAGAAGUUACCUGUGGAA
Molecule: messenger RNA, 4142 nt
Organism: Pteropus alecto (black flying fox)
Lineage: Eukaryota; Metazoa; Chordata; Mammalia; Chiroptera; Pteropodidae
Gene: VKORC1L1
Product: vitamin K epoxide reductase complex subunit 1 like 1
Exons: 3
Coding region: 40-570 (176 amino acids)
Biological process (GO): peptidyl-glutamic acid carboxylation; vitamin K metabolic process
Molecular function (GO): vitamin-K-epoxide reductase (warfarin-sensitive) activity
Source: RefSeq, a predicted model, not a curated record